This is a messenger RNA of Paramecium sonneborni, 328 nucleotides long. The record is from the annotation of a GenBank genome assembly. NCBI's taxonomy places the organism in Eukaryota, Ciliophora, Oligohymenophorea, Peniculida, Parameciidae.
AUGAUCUUUAAGAUGCAUUAUCAUUUAUAGUACCUGAAGAAAGGGUUCAAUAAUUAGAUUAAUUAGAAAGAAAAUAAGCUUAAGCCUAAAAGAUAAUACUACUUAAGAUCUAUUAUUUGUAUCAAUUUUAUUUAAGUUGGAAAAGAAGUGAUAGUAGCAGAAAAAUAAGAAAGGUAAUGAAAAUCGUAUCUAUCAAAUUUUAUUGUGGUGAUUUAUAAGAAAGAAAAAAUAACUCGAUCAAAAAAAGAAUUUGUAAAAUAGAAUGAGAGAAUUUGAUAGAAUAACAGUAAGAAAAGAUUCUUUUAUUAGUGUUUUGAAAGAUGAUUGA